Molecule: messenger RNA, 745 nt
Organism: Carcharodon carcharias (great white shark)
Lineage: Eukaryota; Metazoa; Chordata; Chondrichthyes; Lamniformes; Lamnidae
Product: gastrula zinc finger protein XlCGF49.1-like
Exons: 2
Biological process (GO): regulation of transcription by RNA polymerase II
Cellular component (GO): nucleus
Molecular function (GO): RNA polymerase II cis-regulatory region sequence-specific DNA binding; DNA-binding transcription activator activity, RNA polymerase II-specific
Source: RefSeq, a predicted model, not a curated record
UUCAACCUGGAGAGAAACAAGGACACCAGCGCCACAGAGAAACCAUGUAAAUGUGGGGACUGUGGAAAGGGAUUCAAGUACCCAUCGCUGCUGGAAAUCCAUCGACGCAAUCACACUGGGGAGAAGCCGUUCACCUGCUCUGUAUGUGGAAGGGGAUUCACUCAGUCAACCACUCUGUUGAGACACCAGCGGUUUCACACAGGGGAGAGACCGUUCACCUGUUGUGUGUGUGCAAAGGGAUUCACGCAGUCAUCCGAGCUACUGGUACACCAGCGAGUUCACACUGGGGAGAAACCAUUCACCUGUUCUGUUUGUGGGAGGGGGUUCACUCAGUUAUCCCAGCUGCUGACACACCAGCGAGUUCACACUGGAGAGAGGCCGUUCACCUGUUCCCUGUGCGGGAAGGGAUUCACCAAUUCAUCGAACCUUCUGACACACCAGCGAGUUCACACCGGCGAGAGACCGUUCAUCUGCUCCGUGUGUAAGAAGGGGUUCACAACUUCAUCCAACCUCCUGACGCACCAGCGAGUUCACACCCGGGAGAGGCCAUUCACCUGUUCAGUGUGUGCGAGGGGAUUCAGUCAGCUAGCCCACCUGCUGACACACCAGCAAGUUCACAAGUGACAACAAGGGGCAUUACGGAGGGAGGUUUAUAGAUGAGAAACCCAAAACAAACAUCACAUCAAAAUCUGACGGUCACUCGAUUCAUCAGGACUUGAAUAUCAUCGGCCGGGGAUGUGGAGGG